AUGCAGGCACUGGUCAUCGACUGUGGCGGCUCCGCACUUCGCGUUGGUUUUGGUGGCGAGGCCCUGCCGCGCCUGGUCAUGCCCUCGGUGGUGGGCCAGCCGAGGAAGCUACAAGCCACGACCGCCCAAACGGCUGCCUCGGGCUCGAACGCGUGCGAGCUGGCAUUCGGCGCCCAGGCCCUCCAGAACCGAAGCGAGUACACCAUCAAGUACCUGAUGUACCAUGGCGUGGUGUCCAGCUGGGAAAUGGCCGAGCAACUGUGGGGCGCCGCGUUCACAGAGAUGAAGGUGGAGACGGAGGAGCAUCCCGUGCUGCUGGCCGAAGACCCGCUCGUGCCGUGCGUCAGCCGGGAGAAGGCCGCGCAGGUGUUCUUCGAACACUUCAACGUGCCCGCCUACUACGCCGCCAGCCAGCGGCGGACCGGGCUCGUGGUGGACAUCGGCCAAGACAAGACCAACGUCUUAAGCGUCUACGAGGGUCACACGUUGCGUUAUUCGAGCGGACGGCACCAGCUCAUGUCCAUCGGCGGGCUCGCGUUGACUGACUAUUUCAUGCAACUGGUCGGACACUCCUUUGCCACCACGCGCGAGCGAGACCUCCUCAGAGGUGCACAUGCCAACAUGACAGAGGUGAAGGAGCAGGUCUGUUUCACUUCACUACACUACGACGACGAUCUGGCGAUCCUCGCCAAGCAAUCUCAAAUCAGGCUCGCGGGACCGCGAUGGGGCAACCUGGCGGGUACCUAUCUCGAUAACCUGCCCAAUGAGGUCCUGGAGCGCAUCGACCAAGUGGCCGAUCGCAACGAGAUCCGUCAGCGAGUCAAGCUGGGCGACGGCAGAGAGAUCACCGUCGGCGAAGAGAGGUUCAAGUGUCCCGAGCUCCUGUUCCGCCCUGCGCCUACGAGAAUGUGGGACGGGUCGGGCCUGCCGCGCAUCAUCGCGGAGGUGAUCGACAAAAGCCCCCAAGCGCUAAAGGCCAAAUUUUACGGCAACAUCGUCGUGUGCGGCGGAUCGGCGGCCCUGCCCAACCUCGCUCGGCGUCUCCAGGCCGAAGUUGCCGCCCUCGCGCCCCCAGGCGUGGAGGUGCGAGUGGAGAGCCCGGCGAGACCGGGGCUGGCCGUGUGGGAGGGCGGAUCGAUUCUGGCCUCGCAGCCCAGCUUUGAGGGCGCCUGGAUGACCAAGCACGACUACGACGAAUAUGGUAACGCCCGUCCCUUGUUGAGCGCCUCUGUUUCUGAUGACAUUAGUGGCAAGCAGCAGGACUCUGGACUUUUGUGGCGCCAGCUCGGUGUGGUCCUGGUCGUCGACUCGGGCCGCGUGGCCGACACCGGCGCCGACAUCGACACCGACGUCGAGGGUGAGGUCCUCGAGUCGCUCCAGUCUGGACCCGUGAUCGGUCUCAAAUACCAACCCAUCCCUCCGCCGGUGCGGGGUGACAGCAAGCCGAGUCCGCCGCUGCUCAGGUUCCUCGUCCGCGGCUCGCAGAAGAUCGGCCGUGACGGCCCGGCGAUUCCAUCGGCCGACUUUGGGGUGUGGGACGAGGAGAGCAAACUCGUCAAGGUCAGGGAACACAACUACCACCACUUGAGCUCCUUUUACUCUCCGCCCACCACCGCCACCCAGGCCCUGCAAGAGGCCCGCCAGGCCGCCCUCGGCUCCCCAUCCACGCCACCCUCCUGA
Molecule: messenger RNA, 1680 nt
Organism: Acanthamoeba castellanii str. Neff
Lineage: Eukaryota; Discosea; Longamoebia; Acanthamoebidae
Product: actin subfamily protein
Exons: 16
Coding region: 1-1680 (559 amino acids)
Source: RefSeq, a predicted model, not a curated record